CGAGAUGAUAGUAUAAAAGGAACAACCACUUCUGUUCGAAAUCAGUAUCGUUAUCGUGAUGCGAAAUCUUUUUUGGCAAUUUAAACUUGAAAUUUGUUAUCAACUUUCACCAUGUUCUUCGCAUUGUGCAUUUUUUUCUCAUUUGCACUGAUCAGAAUUGAAGGUCAAAAUGCUGCUGACACAAAAAUUGCUGCUGCUGCAUCCGACGAACCACUGACAUGUACCGAAGCAGGUUCACAAUGUGGUGAUUGCUCAACAUUGUUGUUUUGCUUCGGUAACAACACAUUACCAGUAUCACUUCCUUGUCCGUCUGAAUAUCCGUAUUGUGCCAACGGUACUUGUACAUUAGAACCAGAUGUUUCGUGCACAGUUUCGCCAGAAUUUGUCUGCACCAGUGACGGAAUUUUCCCAGACCCCUCUGAUUGUACCAGAUACCGUUUAUGUGCUUCAGAAGAGUCAAUGAUUUUUCAAUGUCCAUCUGGAUUCGUUUUUAAUUCACAAAACCACUUUUGUCAAAUGGGAACGCAACCAUGCGCAAAAAUAGAUUGCUCUAAUGCUACGCUGAAUUCAUUCGUCGCUUAUGCUAGCAGUUCUAAUUAUUACGCUUACUGUUUGUUUAGUGGUAUUGGCAUUCAAACUCUUAUGUUUAAAUGCAAACAAGACGAAAUUUUCGACCCAACCAUAAAUGCAUGCCGUUUUUACUGCAAAGCCAGUGGGAACUUUCAAAAUCCAGCGGAUUGCAAUCAAUACUUUUAUUGUAGCCGGGUCGAUGCUAAGCCAUCCGAACCGCUUUCCUGUCCGCCUAAAUAUGUUUUUGAUGGCAGAGGAUGCAAUAGAGAUGCAACCGAAUGUCAAAAUCCUCCAACAGCCGCUACAGCCACCGUAGUCAAAUAAACGAAUACAUUUACUGAUGUCACAC
Messenger RNA from Bradysia coprophila, 919 nucleotides. RefSeq lists its product as uncharacterized. The record is from RefSeq and is a predicted model, not a curated record. NCBI's taxonomy places the organism in Eukaryota, Metazoa, Arthropoda, Insecta, Diptera, Sciaridae.